AUGAGACUUUUACAAUUAGCUCCACUUAAGAAAGGAAAAAGAAUUAAUAAGGAAGUCGAAGAUUUGAUUGAAUUGUUUACAGACGUGAGAUGUUGGAUAUUCCAAGAAAAUUAUUCUAUUGAAGAAAAACUGAAUAUUCGCUUUCAAGGACAAAAUGUUAAGAUUAUCCAUCAAAAAACUGAUUUUCAAACGAUUUUAAGACCUUCUAUUAUGAAAAAACUUACCGAACUGAUUAUAGAAAUGUUAUAA
Molecule: messenger RNA, 249 nt
Organism: Clunio marinus
Lineage: Eukaryota; Metazoa; Arthropoda; Insecta; Diptera; Chironomidae
Source: the annotation of a GenBank genome assembly